AUGUCGCUGCCUGCUUCUCCUCGUACAGGUCUUGAUGCUAACAGCCGAGAUCAAUGUCACGUCUUUUCAGCAGCAACAAUCAACCAACCCCAGUUCUUUCGCCCGUUCCUUCCACUCCGACCAGCUCCCGUCAUAGAGCCUCGUCCUGACGCCGUACCCGCUCACCCGCAGCGCCAGCCACAGCACCGCCGCCGUCACGCCCGUGUUGCACGUCAAGAUGGCGGGCCUGUCCUCGAGGACACCGGCAUCCGCCAGUAUGGCCCUCAGCGCCGACCAACCGAGCAGCUUCCCGCCGGCGGCGUCGACCAGGCACGCCACCGGCACGUUGAGCGCCCCCGGGAUGUGGCCGCGCGCGAAGCGGUCCGCGCUUCGGGAGUCCAGGAUCUGAUACUCGCCGCCGCCACUGAGGACCAGAUCUCGGAGCUCCUCGAACCCCAUCAUCCUCGUCGGGUCGGCGACCCGGUAGGUGGCGGGAGUGGCGUCCUCGGGAAGGGCCGCCGGGGGGCGGAGUCGUCGUCGGGGGUGGCCGUCCGCGACGUACUGCCGGAAGCUAUUGAGGACCCGCACGUCGCCGAAGCCAAAGUGCGCGAGCGUCCAGGCGACCCGGGGCGCGCAGCGGAUGCCGGCCUCAACCGUGUCGUACACGACGAGGGUGUCGUCGGCGCCGAUGCCGAGCCGGUGCAUGGCCGCGGCAAAGUCUCGGCAGGUCGGCAGCAUGACCGGGUAGCCAGAAGCGGUGUUUCUGAUCUCGUCCAGGUUAAGGAAGCUACAGGAGUCAUGGCAAGAUGGAUGGCACAGGAAUUAGCCAGCCAAGAUUGGUCAGUGUCUGGCUGCCGUCACUUACACCGAGUUGGCGAGGUGACAACGCGCAAAAGACGCUGCAUCAGCGUCUCGCCCGGCUGCGAUUAA
Molecule: messenger RNA, 909 nt
Organism: Cordyceps fumosorosea ARSEF 2679
Lineage: Eukaryota; Fungi; Ascomycota; Sordariomycetes; Hypocreales; Cordycipitaceae
Exons: 1
Coding region: 1-909 (302 amino acids)
Source: RefSeq, a predicted model, not a curated record